AUGGCACUGACUAAUAAGAAACAGUCGAACGAAACUCUGACUUUUUCCAGAUUUUUAUUCUUUUUCUCUAUAUUUUUGCUUUCGAAAUCAACAGAAGUGUUGAUUAUCUAUUCGAACUAUACAAAAAUCUCUAUUUCAGACUUUAUUUUUGAAAUACAACAGAGCACUUCAGCUCUAUCAGCAAUUGAAAUUACAGCUUGUGACUUUUUGGUUGCAGAAGAAGAGAUUUCUAACCGACCAAACUUAGUUGCAGUUUUUGACAUUUCAAAUGACUUAAGCUUCCAAUUCCGAAUUGCAAAGUUGUGCGAAAAUAAUCUCAUUGUGCAUUUUCUAUAUACUGAUAGUUUACCUUAUGAAAAUAAGUGAACUUUUUCAUUGUCAAGCUCAAAACUAAGUUUAAAUAGAGCCCUUAUUAUCACAUUGGCUUAUUUUAAUUGAACUGAUGGAAUUGCUGUAACAGACAUACAAAAAUUUUCAAAUUUGCAAGACCUUUUCCGCAGCUAUUUUAAGGAUAUUGAAGUAUUUUCUGUUAGUUCUGAUACUUUUAUUAAAGAUUUUAUAGGGAUUGAAAUGAAAAAAUUAGGUUCAUCUCUAUUUUACUUAUUCAUUAAUAAAGAUAUUUCUCUACAAAUUCAACAAUAUUUAGUUGAUUCAAAGCAGCUUGGUGAUGGAACAGGAAUUUUGCUUAUUAAAGAAAGUAGCUAUGGAUCAAAUAUUGAUGGGACCUUAGGCCUUGUAGAAAAAGGAAAAGAGUUUGUGGAGUCAGAGGACAGUUAUUUAUCCUUAACAAUUUUAGAGAUGAUAACUUCUUUAAACAAUGCCUCAGAUACAUAUAUUUUAAAUUUUUUAGAAGAAAAAUGCCCAAAUCAUUAUUGCAUUAAUGAAUUUUCGGUUAUAAACAUUCAAGAAAAGCAAAGAAAAAUCGUUGGAUCUAUUGUAGAAGGAAAUUUUAAAUUGCUUUCUUCUAUAGUAUUUCCGGGAAAUUCUAAAAAAAUCCCGAUUUCGCAGAAAAAAGUGUUAUAUUUCAGCGCAAGUGAUGGCACAACCGAUCCUGGUGGAGUCCCAUAUGCUUCGGUCGCUGUUUUUGCUAGAGGAUUAACUUUAGCUGUAAAAGACAUAAAUAGUGGUCAAAAUAUUUUAGAAAAUUUCCAAUUAAAGCUUAACCAUUUUGACUGCGGUGCAAGUGUCUAUAAUGCAGCAUUCGCUUUAAAUUGCUUUGAAAAAGACAAAGACAAGGUAGGUUUAGCUCAUAUCACAGCUCCUAUGACAGCUACAGCCUUUGGAGCUAUGAUAUCAUUAAAGAAAUUAAAUAUUACUGUUCCUUAUAUCGGAGCUGUUAAUAGUGGUCCUGAACUUUCCAAUACAACAGCUUACCCCUAUUAUUCCCGAAUAAGUUUACCAAGCUCUUGGGCAUACACUCAAAUCCCAAUAAUACUAAAAGUUAUGGGCUGGGAAAGCAUUGCAAUUUUAUACCAAAAUGAUAUAUCAGGCUCAGCAGCCUUUUAUUAUCUUAACCAAACUUGUGCAAAACAAAACAUUAAAAUCGUGAAUGAGCACAGAGGAAUUCCUCCACUUCUAGACAGAGAAGGACUUAAGAAUUAUACAAAUGUGAUAAAAGAAGUGGUUGAUUCCAAUGUAAGAUUUGUUACAUUGGUAUUUAACCCUCCUGAAGUAAACUAUAUUGCCGAAAUUUUUUAUGAUUUGGGGAUGAGGCGAGGCGAUGUACUUUUUUAUUCUACCUAUCCUGGGUGGUUGACGACUGUGGCUACACAAGAUGAGUUUUUAUAUAAAAGAGUAGAAAUUGCGAUUCCUAUGGUAAUUAUUUUUCAGUCACUUUUUGUUGGGGAAAUUGGGAAGAAAGUGCAUGAUGAUCUUUAUAAAGCAUAUGGAAAUACAGAGCCUGCAACUUAUGCAUGCCUUUAUUAUGAUGCUGGAAUGCUGAUAGAGAAUGAGAUAUAAAUUAAAAUAUGGCGUCGCUCGAAUUUUCUGGCCUCUCGGCCGAAAAUUCAUCUCUUGAAAUAUUUUAAUUAACUUAACUUAACUUAUUAACCAUCACGUUUAACGUCUCCUACGGGGUUGCUCUUCCAGGACUACCACCACACUCUCGUCGCUCGGGGCCCACUAGUUGCUGGGACAGCUAGUUUUGAUCUCCGACGCACGCCUCCUGCGCGAUGUUCCGGCUUCGACGGCUCAUGAUUGAGCUACUUUCUCUGUAACGAGGGUUAUCUGCUGGGAAAUUCCAAAAAAUAGUAUUUCUGGCCGACUUUCGGCAAAAGAGGAAAACUUGUAGCCCGGGGCGAAACUCCCGGCUUCUCGCUAGAGAUUUGCCCAAAUGGCCUAACUCCCCCCCCCACCUCCGUGAGCGAACAAAAAAAUUUUGUUCGCUCACGGAGGGGGGUUAAUUUUUUUUUUUAAAAAAAAUUUAUAUAUAAAUUUUAUAAAAAAUAUUUUUUUCGAAAUUUAAAAAAAAUCCUAAUUUGCAAAAACUGGGAAGCAAAUAUUAAUUUAAUUUGCAAAAUUUAUGUUUUAAAACGCAACUUGUUUAAAAUUAAACAGAAUUAGCUCUAGAUUUCAUUAUACUAAUUAUCACUUAUAUAUCAAAAUUUUUUUCCAUUAAAAUUUUUUCUAUUAAAAAAAUUUUUGUUCACUCACGGAGUGUGGGUUUUUGGUCAAAAAAUGGCGAUUUUUCUAAUGGUUUUGUUCGCUCACGGAGGGGGGGGGGAGUAAGGAUUACCUGCAGGCGCUGCUGGGCUUCUCCUUUCCAACUCCAAGCCUCCUCUUCCCUCGAGGUAAAAUCCUAACCCGAGAACGGACUGGGAUCAGGCUCUGUACACUGCCAGAAUUGCUUACCUGAUAUUGCUGUCCAUCUCUAGCUAGGCAAAACCCUGCCGGAUAUAAUUAAAUAGGGCUCGAAACUGUCUGGCCGAGAGGCCAGACCCAAGUUGAGACGCCAUAUUUAAUUAUGCAUAUUUUAAUUAAGAGAAUUUGUUUCCCUAGUGAAAUUAUCCCAAUUAUGUCAGAGAAGUAAGAGCCGGUGGCUUUUUCCUUCCGGGACUCCUGACCUAAGGGAAUCAAAUUUUCCAGAAAUUACUACCUACCCCAGGUGGUGGAGACUGGGACCUUUAGGGUGCCUGACGAACCCAAGUAGGUUCCUGAGCUAAAAGAAGAGUUCUCGAAGCCAAAACCUCAAGACCCGCGUCAUCACUAUGUAACGAAGUCAAGGUAACCACACUAUGGCGGGCCAGGGGAAGAGGGCGCGAAUUCGCCCCAGAGCUCUGCUCGAGGAUGCAGUGAUAGCGAGCAACCUAGUAGUGGAUAUUAAACGGAUAAUAAAUCUAAUUGAAUCGAUUUGAUAGGGAAUGCAAUUGAUUGGACGAUUAAUCAUGGCACUGAUUAUACCGAUCCUGAUGUUUUGAAUGCAGCUGUAAGGGAUGUAAGGUUUACUGGAUGCACUGGGAGUAUGAGUAUUCAAAAAGGAAGCAAUGAUAGACAGUUCAGUAGUUUUACAAUACAGUCGAAUUCUUAUAACUUCACGUCUGGAGCAUUAAAAACGUUUAUCGUAGGGUACUUCACACCUACAGGAUCUACAAUUUUGAAAAUCGAAACACCAUUUGUGUAUGCAGAUGGAACUACAAAUAAGCCUAGCGAUUUUAGAAUCACAAGGACUAAUUGCCCAUUUGACGAUAAAUUAAAGCGAACAUUUGGUAAAGGCCGAGCUUUGGUAUUUGGGAUCUGUUUCUUUAUUGCUGCUUUAACUGUUAUAGUAACAUUUUUUAUUUGGAAAAAAUGAUGGAAUAUGCUAUAUUAAACAGAGAAAAAUAAAUCUUUUUCAAUAGAUAUUAUAUUAAAUUAAAAACAAUUGGCCGGCACUAUCUUAAGCUUAGUUGAAUGCAGCAUAGAAAAGUUGAUCCACUUACCAAGGCCGAAGAAAUCUCGCUUGAAGAUUUUAUUGUUGGAGUCACUAUAGGGGUCGAAUUUUUCCAAUUUAUUUCACAGGGCCCUGAUAUUCGGCCUUUAAACGCUUUUCUUGCAGAUAUCGGCGAUGCUGUAUCCUUAGAUUUGGAAAGUUUUGCAAAAUUGGAAAACGGAGUUUUUUGGUGGAUUGCUACAAUAAUAAUUAUUUUAUGCGGAGUGUGGACUAUUUUUUGUUUAGAAAUUUUCUUUCAAUUGGAUGAAAAAUUAUGUCGUGCUAUAUUAUAUGCAACAAAAAAAAAAUUUUUAAAAGCAUAAGUCCACAUUUAUUUAAGGUUAAUGUAAACCAUAUAUGGUUCUUUAGAGCUUUAUCAUUUCUUGCUGACAACUCUAUGCCAAUUUUAGGGAAUUUAUGCUUCAUCCCAUUUAUAUCCAUUCUUUUAGAAAUUUUUUUAUGUGACCAUUCUAUUGGAAAUCACUUCACAGAUAGCUACUUAAAUAAAGAUUGUUAUCAGUUCUGCUGAAAGGGGGAUCAUAUUAUUUAUGUUGUCUUAUCAGCAUUUUCUUUAUUCUUUUAUGAACCUUUAGCAGUCUUUUGCCGACCUCUUUGGCAGGAGUUGCAGUCAAAUUUGCAUGUAAAAUCAAUGCCAUUAUACUUGAUGGUAAAAACUGUGAUACAGGUGAUGCUGGUUGUGAUGAAUAAAACACUGAAAAGGUCAAGUGAUAUUGCCCAUGGAUUUGUAUUUACAGUUUUAAUACUAAUGUAUGCAGGAUUUGUAUGAAGAUUUAAAGCUUUUAACUAUGCAAGAUUCAACUGAUGGCAGCAAUUAAGCCUUAUUGGUGUUGCUUGGGUAUCAUUUUUGUCAACAAUAAAUUUCCUUGCAGGAGGGACUACAUUUCCAUGGAUUUCAUUGAUUUUAGGUGGAUGGGUAAUCGUGGUGCUCAUAGGACUAGCUGUUCAAAAGAAAAAGUAUCCGAGUUUGUUGUUCAGGAAGAAAGGAAAAGACACUUCAACUUUAUUCAAAUUUGCAUUUACCUUUGGUAGACAAUCCAAAAUGCACCAGUCAAAAAUCGAACCUCACAAGCUUGAUCUUUUUGGAUCUAAGUAA
This is a messenger RNA of Blepharisma stoltei, 5021 nucleotides long. Lineage: Eukaryota; Ciliophora; Heterotrichea; Heterotrichida; Blepharismidae. The record is from the annotation of a GenBank genome assembly.